Pelobates cultripes (western spadefoot toad) is the source of this 13344-nucleotide messenger RNA. NCBI's taxonomy places the organism in Eukaryota, Metazoa, Chordata, Amphibia, Anura, Pelobatidae. The record is from the annotation of a GenBank genome assembly.
CUUACUUAAACGUUGCAUAUACAAACUCCAGGCACUAUUAUCACUUCAAAUUGCUGAAGUGGUCAUGGUGCUUGGAGUAACCUUUUAAUUUAUACUUUCCACAGAUACAUUCUUGCUAAAGUAUAGGGGAAAUAUAAUGGAAAGCAAAUAGUGCACAUUGUACUUCACUUACAAAGCAGAUUCUUCUGUGAUGAUGUGAGAAUAAAUGUAGUAAUCAAGGAGGGGUAGAUCUUUCUGCUUUUAAAAUGUAUAAAAACAAACUUUACUUUGCUAAAUAUAUCCUUCUGAUGACUUCUCUAACCAGCUUGGAUUGGAAUGACCUAGAGAUAGCAGUGGGUUUAAUUCAGGUGAGAGUGUAAUGUCACCAUGUUUACAGUUGUGUGAAUUUGAAUGCAAUGGUCAAUCAGUAACCCAAAUCAGUCAUCUGGUUAUGAAAGCGUACCUUAAACAGAGAGGAAAAAUAACCACAUAUGCCAAAAUUGUUUAUGGAAAUUAUUUUUUCCUUUCAGUCUCAUUCAAAACAUUACCAUAGCCAUGGGGGUUUUCUGCAUGAAAUUAGUCCUGCAGAUGAAGUGGAAGAAGAACAUGCUCUCUUAGAUGCAACCUGGAAGGGAUUGACUGCUCUUGGAGGCCUUUACUUCAUGUUUUUGGUGGAGCAUUUAAUUACCUUAAUGAAGCAAUACAAGGACCAAAAACAAAAGGUAAGCAUUCCAGACAUGGUUGUUUAGUGCAUAUUGUCAGUACAUUAACCCUUACAGACAAAUCAUACUUAAAGGGACACUUGUCACCAGAACAAAUACAGCUUAAUAUAAUUGUUGUGGUGUGUAUAGCCUGUCCCUGCAGCCCUGUGAUUGGCUAAGAUCAUCACUUCUGAUUUAAUAAGUGCAAUAAUGGUUAUUCAGAUCAGUGUAACUUCUAUUAGAACUGAUUUUCUAUAUAACAUUAGAAAUACAUAGAUAAAAUUAAUGUAAAGUGAAUUUAACUGAAAGGCCUACUUUCAGCAUCAGCUGUACUGGUUAUGGUGCCAGUUUACCCUCUUGACACGGUUUCCGAUGCAAAUUUGCCCAUGAUUGACAUUAGCCUACCAGAAACACUUGUUCUCCAGGAGGUCGCACUACGCCUCUGGCAGCCGCAGAGUUAAAUUCGGUAUAUACAGCGUUUCAUAGUGAAACACUGCACACAGGUUCCAAGCAUUAUAAACCUCUCAAAAUACUGAAGUGGUCAUAGUAGUUGGAGUAAGCCUUUAACCCCUUAAAGACUGAGCCAAUUGUACAAGGUAUGAUCAAAACAUAAACAAAACCUAGAAUUUGCGCUAUGUGGUUUAACCAUAAUUCACCUUUCAUAUUAAGUGCACCCUCACUUAUUAUAUAUCAUUUUGUACAGAGGUUCUGCAUGACAUUUUAACACUGAAUGUCAUAAUACUGUUAGAUUUUACUGAAAUAAAAUACACAUAUUUGUAUUCAGAAAUGUCUUACGAGUAUAACCAUACCCCCAAUGUACAGGUUUUAUGUGUUUUUGGAAACUUACAGGGGUCAAAUGUAGGGCUUUUCCCUUUCCAUGUUUGCAUAUUAAAAUUUGCCAGAUUGGUUUGCUGGGUCUAUGUUGUCUUUGAGACCGUAUGGCAGCCCAGGAAUGAAAAUUAACCCCAUCAUGGCAUACAACUUAAAAAAGUAGACAAAUCAGGGUAUUCAAAAUGGGGUAUGUCCAGUCUUUUGUAGUAGCCACUUAGUCACAAAUGCUUGGCAAAAUUAGCGUUCAUAUUUGUUGGUUUUUUUGCCCUUUUUUACACAAAAAUUACACUUUUACUGGUGGUCUCAUCGUCGUGAUAAUUUUUUUUUUUUUUUUUAAACACUCAUUUGUAUUUAGCGAAGUCAAUACCCCCCCCAUGUAAAUGUUUUAUGGUGUUGUAGAAAGUUACAGGGUUAAAUAUAGGGCUUGACAAUUACAUUCUCUGGGUUGUCAGACAGGUCCUUCAAAUUAUAAUGUGUCAAAUGAAUAGUUAAAUAUAUAUGUAGAAUAUGUGUGUGUAUGUAUGUAUAUAUAUUUUUCCAGGUCCCAGCACACAAUGUUCUUUUUUUUUUUUUUUGCUCCGGUGCACAAUCUCCAACCAAAAUAUAUAUACCUAGUAGAGAGCACUCUGGAGUCUUGAUAAAGUAAAUUCAAACUGCUGCUUUAUUAAGCAAACACAGUGAUAAACACAAUAGUCGACGUUUCAGUCUAUGCAGACUUUUUUGCUUAAUAAAGCAGCAGUUUGAAUUUACUUUAUCAAGACUCCAGAGUGCUCUCUACUAUAUAUAUAUAUAUAUAUAUAUAAUGUGUGUACGCACGCGCGAUUGGAUUACCCGUCCAGUAGACAAGAUGCCUUCCCUUCUCUAACAUCAGUUGUUUUAAGUGUUAAACUAUAUCUGUAUUUCUUCAGACCCGAAAAGAGAGGAAAACUUUCAAAGCUUGUCUUAUUAUGUUGGUCUAAUAACAAAAAGUAUCGUUGCAUACUGCAAUACACUGGAAUUAUAUAUAUAUAUAUAUAUAUAUAUAUAUAUAUAUAUAUAUAUAUAUAUAUAUAUAAUGUGUAUGUGUAUGUAUGUUUAAAAAAAAAAAAAACCCUACAAACAAUAAAAUCUGUCAACAUUGAAGUUGUUUAGUGGAUACGUGAGUUCGCUGGAUCUUGUGUAUUGUAUAAAUUGGCCCCCAGCAGCACCCCAUUUAUGCAUUUUCAGAUAAGUGCAGCCCACAGGUAACUCACUUAUUCACUAAACCGCAACUUCAAUACUGACAGAUUUUAUUCAUUUUAUUAAAAUCAACUAAUCUAGGCAAAAACAAUGGGGGUUUAGUUACAUUAUAUGAUUAUACAUUGCAUAAGCCUGCCACAAUGUCAAUGUACCCCAUCUUUGGCAGGUCCUACUCUAACAGCCCAAUGACCCUCAAAACUACAGAAUUAAUAUUAACCAUUUAAUUUUAAAGUAAAUGUCUGAUCUUAUGAGAUGAACCCACUUACUUGGGGGGAAAAUUCCAUCUGGGGCUCUCUGCUGUACAAGGCUAACUAGGGCCCUGGGAUGACACACCUGUGACAGGGAGGGGUGCAAAACCAAUUAUUUGGCUAGACUCUACUGCAAAGAGCCCCAGAUGGAAUUUUUCCCCAAGUAAGUGGGUUCAUUGAAUAUUCAUGCGCAUUAUGUCUCCCCCUGCUGGCGGCAGAGCGUGUGCGCAGCCUGACCCAGUGGCGAGGGACAUCGGUGCUGGAUUCAGGUAAGUCACUGGAGGGAGCAACAAUUGUGUGUACCCUUUAAAGUGGAAAAAACAUACACCAAUAGGUGAAUAAAACGUAUAGGAUAAUUUACCUAUAUGUAUCUCCCGCAAUGUAGAAAAUAAAGGACUCCUCACAGAAUAUACAAACAAAAUAGAUAUCUACAAAAGGGGAGAAUAAAACAACUCAUAGAGUAGUAUAUCAAAACCAAUAAACAUAUAUGGUUCAAGGUUGCACUCACACAAAUUGGUUGAUUGUAGGCAUGUCAAAAUUUAUAGAGAUGGUAUGAACUCUUCAAACUCCAAAAGAAGGCAUGUGGGAAACAAGAAAUUACACAACAAUAAGUGUAGAUUUAAAGGCCCAUAUAGUGCGCUAAAUUAAGUAACACAUACUCGUUUUCCUGGCACUAUAGUGGUCCUUUAAUCAUAGUCUUUGUGUCAGAGAAGUUUUAGAAAGUUGAUUUAAUGAAGAAAAAUACUGUAGAGUUUUAUAUAGGCAAUUUGGCUUGCUCCGUUUAUCGAUUAAAUUAUCUGUAACCAUCUUAUGUGACUGUCACAUCAAAACUAUUUUUAAUAUAAUAAUCCUUUUAUCAAGUUUUUAAAGGAAAUAGAUUGCUUGUUUUUUAAUGAAGUGUAUGUAAAAAUAAAAAUCAGAAAAAUGUAUUCCACCCUUUCUUAUAUCAAAAAAUCUUUUGAGGUGUUGCCUUUUAAAAAUUGCUGCUUUUACUAAUCAUGUAUGGCAAAGUAGCUACACAUCUAAGAUAACUAUGUAGAUAAGCCUUACAUUGACUGUAAAUGCUUUGUUUUUUUUAUUAAAACCAACUAUGCAUUGUUUGCAAUUAUUUAAGAAUCAGAAAAAAAAUGAAAAUGAAGAGGAAUUGGAAAUUAAGAAGAAUCUUUCUAAUCACUCAAAUAUUGAAGAAAAGGGUGGAUCUGAUGCCGGAUCUCGUAAGUAACGUAUUCAAUUUAAUUAUAGUCAAAUUGUGCCUAUAGAUAUACCACAAUAAGAUAAAUCAAUUAUCCGUUCACAGAUUUUCUAUUCUUAUAUAACUUUUCAAUUCAUGCUUAGCAUUGGAUUGUGGCCCUCUGGUGCAAACAAGAGAGCUUAAUGGUUACCCUCAAUUUCCCGGUAAUAGGGCAAACUGUUUUGCAAUGGUUUUCCCUUUUACCUGGAUCCCUGCCUGGUGCGGAGUCCAGAGCUGCAGAAGCAGGAUGCCAAUCACAUCAGCUAUUCAUUAGCUGAUCGAUCUUCACUAAUGUGACACUUUUAGAGCCUAUAAAUAUUGACCCUUUUUUCUGGGCUAGCUAAAAAAGGCUCCAUUUAUACUGCGGUCGAUUUACACCUCUGGCAUCGAUAAACUCUGUAUAUGCAGUAUUUCAUAGCAAAACACUGCACAUACCAACUCCAAGCUCCAUGACCACUUAAAGACACUGAACAACUCAUGGUCCUUGGACUAACCCUUUAAAGUAAUAUUAGGCGUCAAGUGCGUUUUUAAAGGACCACUAUAGUGCCAGGAAAACAUACUCGUUUUCCUGGCACUAUAGUGCCCUGAGGGUGCCCCCACCCUCAGGGACCCCCUCCCGCCCGGCUCUGGAAGGGGAAAAGGGGUAAAACUUACCUUUUUCCAGCGCUGGGCGGAGAGCUCUCCUCCUCCUCUCCGCCUCCGUUCCGCCCCGCCGGCUGAAUGCGCACGCGCGGCAAGAGCUGCGCGCGCAUUCAGCCGGUCUCAUAGGAAAGCAUUUACAAUGCUUUCCUAUGGACGCUGGCGUGCUCUCACUGUGAAAAUCACAGUGAGAAGCACGCAAGCGCCUCUAGUGGCUGUCAAUGAGACAGCCACUAGAGAGGUAUAGCAGUUUCUCUGAAACUGCUAUAAUUAUGAAAAAAUGGGUUAACCCUAGAGGACCUGGCACCCAGACCACUUCAUUAAGCUGAAGUGGUCUGGGUGCCUAGAGUGGUCCUUUAAGUUUUGUUUCUAUGGUAGAAGCCGUAUUUGGAUAUAAAUUGCAAUCUGACCAUGGUAAGGACAAUGUGCAUCUUUGCAUUGUUACCCUGAUACUGACCAGACACAUUGUAUGCAGUCUCUGCUUUAUGUGCACCUUCUACUUAAAGAAGCAAAGUUGGGGGGGGAUAUCUCUGACCUUUCCCCUUCAAUUCAAACUCCAUAAUUUGUAUAUAAAGACAUUUAGUCUUGUUCGUAUUUCGUGUGCAAAGGUGUGUGUACAGUUUCUUUCAUAUGUGGAGUAAAACACCCCCAAAGUUAUAAAAAUGUAGCAAAAAUUUUUUUUAAUUUUUUUUUUAAAAAAAACUUAUCUGCUAUUAACCCCUUAAGGACACAUGACAUGUCAUGAUUCCUUUUUAUUCCAGAAGUUUGGUCCUUAAGGGGUUAAAGAGACCCUCUAUGCACCAGAACCACUAAAGCAUAAAAUAGUGGUUUUGUGGCAUAGAGGCAGUGUUUACAUUGAAGAAGCCAAACGUCAGUCUUGCGAGCACCAAAACGUCUUGCAGAGCCAAUGUUUGCAUCUUCAAACUCUGCAUGAAGGAGCUUAAUGAUCCUCAUAGAAAUGGAUCGAAUCACUGCAUCUCUGUGAGGAGAUGCUGAUUUGCGCAGGGCGGAGAUUGCCUCCUCAAUUCUUCUGCAUGGUGAUCUCUGCCAAGGGAGGAAUGGUGGCAGCAGGAGUGGCGCACAUGGGGGAUAUAACAUAAGUAAAACUAUUUUCUUUUAUCCCUCUUUUUAUCAAGUAUAAUAUGCUGCUGCUUAUUACGACUAAUGCCAGUAGUACCAUUAUCUAUUGAUGCAAUAAGCCAAGAUUUCAUCAGCUCCAAGGUUUAGAAACUGCAGUUUAUUGAAUGUGUGACAUCGGGCUUCAAUAAACUGCUUUUUCUGAACUUUGGAGUGCCUAAACCUCUUUGUACUUUAUGCAUAUUGUAAUUGGGACCUGGUGCUGAGUUCUAGUUUGAUUGCACCCUAGCUCAGAGUGAUGGGAUAGAGUGCAGUUCCUGUUCGAGGUUUUGGAAAAGAUUUAAUUAGCUGACAUUUUCUUAAUCCUUUUUUUUUAUUUUCCUUUUCUUUAAAUGCUACAAUAUAUGUAAGAAAUUAAUAUAUAUUUAGAUUUAAUCUAUUAAAAGAGAGAGAGAAAUAGUUGGGUAGUAUAACAUUUUAAAUGAUUUUUCAUUAGUAUUGUGGAUUUAUUUUUUUAUUUUAUUCCCCACAUAAAAAUAUAACAUUUCUAAUCUAAGUAUCUGUUGUUUUCCAUUAAUAUUUAUGGUAAUGUUAAUGUCAGUUUAUAAUUUGGGUAGCAAUUGUUGUGCAUACUAUUCCAUGCUAUGGCUUGGUUGAAUCUUCUCUUACAGAGAUCACAACAUUUUCUCUUAAAGGGACUCUCCAGUGCCAGGAAAACAUAUCCGUUUUCCUGGCACCGCAUGUUCCUGCAGUGUCCCUCUCCCUCCUACCCCCCCAUCCCAUGUUGCUGAAGGGGUUAAAACACCUUCAGUGACUUACCUGAAUCCAGUCGGCAGGGGAGACCUAAUGCGCAUACGUGGCAAUGGCGCAUUAAACCUCCCCAUAGGAAAGCAUUAUUCAAUGCUUUCCUAUGGGCAUUCCGGCGACACUGGAGUUUAAGGGUGAUGGGAGUUGGCACACAGACCACUCCAAUGGGCAGAAGUGGUCUGGGUGCCUGCAGUGUCCCUUUAAUUUGUUAUUUUGUUAUAUGGCAUUGUCUAGGUGCCAUGUAACUAAUACUACUUUCUUUUUUUUAAUAUUAACUUUUUUUUUUUUCUAUUUAAAGAUCAUGAGAGCUACAUGGAGAAUGAGACACAGGAUGUUACACAGUUUCAGACUCAACAGCCAACAGCCCCAGAAGAAGAGGAGGAAGAAAUAAUGAUUGCUCAUCCAGAUGAUGAAGCAGACUAUUUAAAAUACGGUUCUAGAGGCUGUGAAAAUAAGUGUCAUUCCCAUUUUCAUGACACACUUGGUCAGUCUGACGAUCUGAAUCAUCAUCACCAUGACUAUCAUCAUAUUCUACACCACCAUCACCACCAGAAUCACCACCCACACAGCCACUGCCAGCGCUAUUCCAGGGAAGAGCUGAAAGAUGCUGGCAUAGCCACACUAGCAUGGAUGGUGAUAAUGGGCGACGGAUUACACAACUUUAGUGAUGGUUUAGCUAUUGGUAAGUAAAACAAAAUGUUUUACAACUCUGGAUUAAACCUGGCAAAUGGAAAAUUGUUUGCUUGACGACCCACAAAUAAUUUAACCUGUAACAUUACAUGUGUGGGUUUAUAACACCUGCCAUCCAAUAAACAGGCAAAUUUGUAACUGAACUUUGAACCAUUUUGAAAUGCAUCUCAUAUUCUUUCCAAUUGUGUCUUCUAUGGUGUUAUCAAUGUAUACUUGCCUAUUGUACACACAGAUGGACUUGUUAGCCUCUAAACCCCUGUAGUUAAUUAUGCAUUCCUAUAAGGUACCAUAAUCUAAAAAUACACUGAACAAAAUUAUAAACGCAACACUUUUGUUUUUGCCCCCAUUUUUAAUGAGCUGAACUCAAAGAUCUAAGACUUUCUAUGUACACAAAAGGCCUAUUUCUCUCAAAUAUUGUUCACAAAUCUGUCUAAAUCUUUAUUAGUGAGCACGUCUCCUUUGCCGAGAUAAUACAUCCACCUCACAGGUGUGACAUAUCACAAUGCUCAUUAGACAACAUAAUUAUUAUUAGGUGUGCUUUAUGCUGGCCACAAUAAAAGGCCACUCUAAAAUGUGCAGUUUUACUGUAUUGGGUGGAUCUGGGGGGUGGGGGGGCUCCGAAAACCAGUCAGUAUCUGGUGUGACUACCAUUUGCCUCACGCAGUGCAACACAUCUCCUUCGCAUAGAGUUGAUCAGGUUGUUGAUUGUGGCCUGUGGAAUGCUGGUCCACUCCUUUAAUUGCUGUGCGAAGUUGAUGGAUAUUGGCAAGACCUGGAACAUGCUGUCGUAUACACCGAUCCAGAGCAUCCCAAACAUGCUCAAUGGGUGACAUGUCCGGUUUGUAUGCUGGCUAUGCAAGAACUGGGAUGUUUUCAGCUUCCAGGAAUUGUUUUCAGAACCUUGCAACAUGGGGCCGUGCAUUAUCAUGCUGCAACAUGAGGUGAUGGUCGUGGAUGAAUGGCACAACAAUGGGCCUCAGGAUUUGGUCACGGUAUCUCUGUGCAUUCAAAAUGCCAUCAAUAAAAUGAACCUGUGUUUGUUAUCCAUAACAUAUGCCUGCCUAUAUCAUAACCCUACCGCUACCAUGGGCCACUCUAUCCACAAUGUUGACAUCAGCAAACUGCUCACUCACACAACGCCAUACGCGCUCUCUGCCAUCUAAUAGUGAAAAACGGGAUUCAUCCGUGAAGAGAACACCUCUCCAAAGUGCCAGACACCAUCGAAUGUGAGCAUUUGCCCACUCAAGUCGGUUACGAUGACGAACUACAGUCAGGUCAAGACCCCGAUGAGGACGAUGAGCAUGCAGAUGAGCUUCCCUGAGACGGUAUCUGACCGUUUGUGCAGAAAUUCUUUGGUUAUGCAAACCGAUUGUUGCAGCAGCUCUCUGGGUGGCUGGUCUCAGACGAUCAUGGAGGUGAAGAUGCUAGAUGUGGAGGUCCUGGGUUGGUAUGGCUACAUGUGGUAUGCGGUUGAGGUUGGUUGGAUGUACUGCCAAAUUCUCUGAAACGCCUUUGGAGAUGGCUUAUGGUAGAGAAAUGAACAUUCAAUUCACUGGCAACAGCUCUGGUGGACAUUCCUGCAGUCAGAAUACUAAUUGCAUGCGUCCUCAAAACUGUGGCAUUGUGCUGUGAUAAAACUGCCCAUUCUGGAGUGGCUUUUUAUUGUGGCCAGCCUAACACACACCUUUACGAUAAUCAUGCUGUCUAAUCAGCAUCUUGAUAUGCCACACCUGUGAGGUGGAUGGAUUAUCUCGGCAAAGGAGAAGUGCUCACUAACACAGAUUUAGAAAGAUUUGUGAACAAUAUUUGAGAGAAAUAGGCCUUUUGUAUAAAUAGAAAGUCUUGCAUCUUUGAGUUCAGCUUAUGAAAAGUAGGGGCAAAAACAAAAGUGUUGCGUUUAUAAUUUUGUUCAAUGUAUAAUAAAAAAAUCAGCAUUUACCAUCAUGACUUUAAUCUGAAAGUGAGCUGUGCUUUGUCCUUGUACAGCAUGUGUUUUUUAAACGGAGUACUAAUUUAUAUAGCACUAAUCCUGAAAUGUAAAUUAGCAUGGAUUAAAAGAACACUCCACAUAUACAUACAGCUUGUUGAAUUGCGUUGUCUUGAGUCUUUCACAUUUGUAACAGUUUCUAAAAGUUCUGAUUUCAAUAGACAUCAAUAUUCCAUGGAGCUAACACAAGUAACAGCCUCCCUCAAUUCUAAAUCAGCUAUAUUACAGCUCUUUGAGAAGCAUUUGAAAGCUGUAAUCACUAGUGCACAAUGAGAAGCCACUGAUCGGAGUAUUCCUCAGCACAGAGAGUUUGCAAAUGCUGCAGACAAGAUAUGCAGCUUUGCAGGAAGUUUGUAGAUAUACACCCCCAAAAUAAUGCAGAAUUAAGUGCAUGCUUGUUUACACUAGGGUUUAUGGACUUUCUUUCUUUUUUUUUUUUUUUAAAUUGGAGGACAAUUGAUUACUUCUAUAGAAAAAAAAAUCUUGCUUAGAAGCAUUAUUUGUAAAUCUAGAGCAAUACCCGAUUUCCUUUUUCUUUUGUUAUUGUGAGUGCUAUGUUAGAAAAAAGCAAACUAGACUCUUCAGAGAUUGCAAGGAAAGUGAAAUGAGCUAAUUCAGUGGCCACAAAUGUUUGGCUACCCUUUCAAGGUACUUAUUCCGAACAUAAGUAGAUUUAUCCAUUUAAAAAUCACAAAAAUAUCUUAUAGCACUCACUGUGGUUUGUUACUCUUUGCUCUGCUUUGUGGUUAUGUGUGCUUUUAUUUAUUACAUUGAACUGUAUAAUUAAAAUUGUUAGUAAAAACAAAUUGAAUUGAAUAAUAGUUGUACCAACUAAUGCAGAUUGUAUAUUGUAUUACAGGAGCAGCAUUUACUGAAGGCUUAUCUAGUGGAUUAAGCACAUCUGUGGCUGUUUUUUGCCAUGAACUGCCACAUGAGUUAGGUAUGUAAACACUGAAAACACAAGUGGGGUUGCUAUGUACAUCAAAACAAUGAUAUGCUUUGACAUGGCCAAGGCAAUUCUUUCAUUUAGUGAUACACACUUAACCAAUGAUUCACAUAAUUUAAAAUAGAAUGUUCUUGUUAACUGAGUUAUAGUCAUUUUAGCAGCUUAGAUCUGCCUGCUGACAUAUCUAAAAAUGUUUACGGCUAUUGAGUGGAAAGCAGUAUGCGUUUAAAAAAAAAAAAACUAAAGUAGGAAAGUUGUGUUACAUUUCCUUGUUUGUGUAUAAUAAUACAUUCCUCUGUGUGUAGGUGAAUAUAUACAGUUGCAAGAAAAAGUAUGUGAACCCUUUGGAAUGAUAUGGAUUUCUGCACAAAUUGGUCAUAAAAUGUGAUCUGAUCAUCAUCUUAGUCACAACAAUAGACAAUCACAGUCUGCUUAAACUAAUAACACACAAAGAAUGAAAUGUUGCCAUGUUUUUAUUGAACACACCAUGUAAACAUUCACAGUGCAGGUGGAAAAGUAUGUGAACCCCAUAGACUAAUGACAUCUCCAAGAGCUAAUUGGAGUGAGAUGUCAGCCAACUGGAGUCCAAUCAAUGAGAUGAGAUUGGAGGUGUUGGUUACAGCUACCCUGCCCUAUAAAAAAAACACACCAGUUCUGGGUUUGCUUUUCACAAGAAGCAUGGCCUGAUGUGAAUGAUGUCUCGCACAAAAGAGCUCUCAGAAGACCUACGAUUAAGAAUUGUUGACUUGCAUAAAGCUGGAAAGGGUUGAUCAGUCCACGGUAAGACACAUUGUCUAUAAAUGAAGAAAGUUCAGCACUGCUGCUACUCUCCCUAGGAGUGGCCGUCCUGUAAAGAUGACUGCAAGAGCACAGCGCACUAUGUGUGGCAAAAAAAAAAGGCGCAGCACACCAACAUCAAAACCUCAUCCCAACUGUGAAGUAUGGUGGUGGGGGCAUCAUGGUUUGGGGCUGCUUUGCUGCGUCAUGGGCCUGGACGGAUUGCUAUCAUUGAAGGAAAAAUGAACUCACAAGUUUAUCAAGACAUUUUGCAGGAGAACUUAAGGCCAUCUGUCUAGCUUAACAUAAGAUGGGUGUUGCAACAGGACAAUGACCCAAAGCAUAGAAGUAAAUCAACAACAGAAUGGCUUAAACAGAAGAAACAGAAGAAAAUACACCUUCUGAAGUGGCCCAGUCAGAGUCCUGACCUCAACCCGAUUGAGAUGCUGUGGCAUGACCUCAAGAAAGCGAUUCACACCAGACAUCCCAAGAAUAUUGCUGAACUGAGACAGUUCUGUAAAGAGGAAUGGUCAAGAAUUACUCCUGACCGUUGUGCAUGUCUGAUCCGCAGCUACAGGAAACGUUUGGUUGAAGUUAUUGCUGCCAAAGGAGGUUCAACCAGUUAUUAAAUCCAAGGGUUCACAUACUUUUUCCAUCUAAUAACAUUUUUUUUUAAAUUCUGUGUGUGUUGGUGUUGUUUGGUUUUUACCAGGAAAGAUACUUGUUUUCCAGUAUGUCCUGGGUCCACAAAACAUUACAUUGAUACAUUAGGGUGAACAGGUAGGAAAUAUAUAAUCAACCAUCACACAUGCAUUCUGUUUUGAGAUAUGUAGAGAGGGAUCUCUUAAAGGACUUUAGGCUUGGGGAAGAUUUUAAAGUGUGUAUAUAUUUAUGUAAUAUUUUUACUUAAGUCAUUUUAUUAAUUACUAUUUGAGGGACCUGCCUUACAACCAAGGCAUAAAGUCCACAGAAUUUGCUUUGCAAGCCCUAUAUUUAACCCUGUAACUUUCCAAGACACCAUAAAACCUGUACAUGGGCGGUGUUUUCAAAGGUCACAGAGUCAAAUACAAGGCUUGCAUUUCUGUUUUUUUACAUUGAAAUUUGCCAGAUUGGUUAUGGUAGCACAGGAAUGAUAAUUACUUCCAUGAUGGCAUACCAUUUACAAAAGUAGACAACUCAAGGUAUUACAAAUUGGAUAUGUUCAGUCUUUCUUAGUAGCCACUUUGUCACAAACACUGGCCAAAAUUAGCGUUUAAAUUAGUUUUUUUGCAUUUUUCACACACAAACAUGAACACUAACUUUGGCCACUGUUUUUGACUAAGUGGCUACUAAAAAAGACUGGACAUAUACCCUAUUUGAAAUACCUUGGGUUGUCUACUUUUGCAUAUGGUAUGCUAUCAUGGGGUUAAUUCUAAUUCCUGGGCUACCAUUUUGUCUCAAAGACACCAUAACCAGUCUGGCAAAAUUUUAUGUUUAUAAACUGAAAAAUUUAACCUGCUAUAUUUGACCCUGUAACUUUCCAAAACAACAUAAAACCUAUACAUGGAGGGGGAACGGUUUUACUCGUGAGACAUCGCUGAAUACAAAUAUGUGUACUUUAUUGCAGUAACAGCUAACAGUAUUAUGACAUUCACAAUUAAAAUGCUAUGCAGAACUAAAAAAAUUACAUUUCUUAUUCAUAUUAAAUUAUGAUUCAUAUAUUAAUAUCUGAUAUGAAAUGAAAGCCCUGUUUCUCCUGAACAAAAUGACGUAAAAUAAGUGUGGGUGCAUUUAUUUUGCAAGAGGUUAAUUAUAGUUGAACAGACAUAUAGCGCUAAUUCAAAAUUUUGUUUUAAUCUGAAUUUGUACAACUGCCUAUGUCCUUAAGGGGUUAAAAUAAGUUUGUUUGUGUUUUCUUUAUCAAGGUGACUUUGCAGUUCUUUUGAAGGCAGGCAUGACCGUGAAGCAGGCUGUGUUAUACAAUGCUCUGUCUGCAAUGCUUGCAUACCUGGGGAUGAUAACAGGCAUUGUUAUUGGCCAUUAUGCAGAAAAUGUGUCAAUGUGGAUUUUUGCUCUUACAGCCGGUUUAUUCAUGUAUGUGGCAUUUGUUGACAUGGUAAGUUCUAAUUUUCCAAUAAUUGAUAAACGAAUGGUAAAUUCAACAACAAUGUGAUCAACUUUUGAAUUGAGCAGAUUAUUUUUAACCCCUCCCGACCUCGGACUUACCAGGUACA